Molecule: messenger RNA, 438 nt
Organism: Aplosporella prunicola CBS 121167
Lineage: Eukaryota; Fungi; Ascomycota; Dothideomycetes; Botryosphaeriales; Aplosporellaceae
Exons: 1
Coding region: 1-438 (145 amino acids)
Source: RefSeq, a predicted model, not a curated record
AUGUACCUAACCCUGUGGAUAUUAGCUUGCUUGGGUGGGAAAUGUGAUGGAGGGUUUUUGGCGGGCUUGCUUGCUUGUUUGUUUGCUGCUUGGCUGGCAUGGCUUGCUGAGAGAGACGGAGAUGAAGACGACGCCGACGCCGACUGCGGACGCCGACCGCCGACCACCGAUGCCGGUGCCGGUGCUGGUGGUUGUGUUAGCGUUGGCGUUCGGGCGUUCUGGCGUUUGGCUGCUGAUGCGCUGGUUGUGCUGAUGCUGCUGACGGCGGGGGACUCCGAUGGUUGUGGUGGUGUGGUGUUGUGUGGUGGUCUGGUGGAGGCUUGCCGGAUGGCUUGUCGAGCGGGUGGUGGUGGUUUGGAGAGAAUGUACGCGACGGGGACACAGUGUGAGUGGGAGGAAGAGAUGGGGUGGAUCGGAACAGGAUCUCGAGCUGAGUGA